Messenger RNA from Rhinolophus ferrumequinum (greater horseshoe bat), 3674 nucleotides. It is a transcript of the gene PWP2, whose product is annotated as PWP2 small subunit processome component. Gene Ontology annotation, molecular function: protein binding. NCBI's taxonomy places the organism in Eukaryota, Metazoa, Chordata, Mammalia, Chiroptera, Rhinolophidae. Gene Ontology annotation, biological process: ribosomal small subunit assembly; maturation of SSU-rRNA from tricistronic rRNA transcript (SSU-rRNA, 5.8S rRNA, LSU-rRNA). Gene Ontology annotation, cellular component: Pwp2p-containing subcomplex of 90S preribosome; small-subunit processome. The transcript is spliced from 21 exons. Bases 675 to 3332 code for a protein of 885 amino acids. The record is from RefSeq and is a predicted model, not a curated record.
CCGCUCCUCCGGGCCGCGUGGGGCGCUGUGGCGGAGGUCGCGGUGCGCCCCGGAAGUGGUUGCUGCGCGCCGGCGGGGGCUGCGCGGUGGGACACGUGCGGUCUCCGCGAUGAAGUUCGCGUACCGGUUUUCAAAUUUGCUGGGGACAGUCUAUCGGUGUGGAAACUUAAAUUUUACAUGUGAUGGAAAUUCAGUUAUCAGUCCUGUGGGAAAUAGAAUCACUGUAUUUGACCUUAAAAAAACUCUGUCCAGGGACGUUGCCUUAUUUCCUUUCCCUUCAGCGAGGAGCAAGGAUUAGUGAUGAGCUCUGGCCCCGGGGCUCCCGGGGACAGGAGCAACAAGUCCAACACUCUGCCCCUGGCCACGCGGUACAACAUCAAGUGUGUGGGGCUGUCCCCAGACGGCCGCCUCGCCAUCAUCGUCGAUGAAGGUGACGUCCUCAGCGCAGAGAUGAGACAGUGGUGCAGGGUGGUGACCGGUGGCACUGGCUGGGGGGUGGAUUUGGGCAUCAGGGUGACCAGAGGCCGACUCCAAGUCCUGCUGGGUCCCCACCCCUGUUGCUUCCACGUCUGGGGCCCUGGUGUGUAGGCGUGGGGGUGGGUGGACGUGCCUGGGCUCCUCCCUGCUGUGUGCCCUGGGCCUCAAAGGGGAGCGGGGCUGUGUGUGUUGGGUGGAUGGGGGCGCUUUCCAGAGCUGUGCUGCUACAGUGGGAACCGAACCUCCAUGCAUGUACGCUGUGUGGGGCGAAUGGCCAUUGCCACUCUCCCUCCCUUCCUGCAGGGGGGGACGCGCUGCUGGUCAGCCUGGGCUGCAGGGCCGUGCUGCACCACUUCCACUUCAAGGGCUCUGUGCACAGCGUCUCCUUCUCCCCUGAUGGCAGAAAAUUCGUCGUCACAAAAGGCAAUAUUGCUCAGAUGUACCACGCCCCUGGGAGGAAGCGAGAAUUCAAUGCGUUUGUCCUGGACAAAACCUACUUUGGGCCCUACGACGAGACCACAUGUAUCGACUGGACAGACGACUCUCGGUGCUUUGCGGUCGGGAGCAAAGACAUGUCUACGUGGGUGUUUGGGGCCGAGCGCUGGGACAACCUCAUCUACUACGCGCUGGGCGGACACAAGGACGCCAUCGUGGCCUGCUUCUUUGAAUGCAGUAGCUUGGACUUGUACACGCUCAGCCAGGACGGAGCCCUGUGUGUGUGGCAGUGUGACACCCCCCCUGAGGGCUUGCGGCUGAAAGCCCCCACAGGCUGGAAGGCGGACCUGCUGCAGAGGGAGGAGGACGAGGACGAGGGGGACGAGGGAGAGCGGGAGACCACCAUCCGAGGGAAAGCCACGCCGGCUGCGGGGGAGCAGCAGGGCAAAGUGAAGUACUCACGGCUGGCCAAGUACUUUUUCAAUAAAGAAGGUGACUUUAACAGUCUGACAGCUGCAGCGUAUCACAGGAAGAUCCACCUCCUGGUCACUGGUUUUGCUUCUGGAAUCUUCCACCUUCAUGAGCUCCCAGAGUUCAACCUGAUCCACUCCCUGAGUGUCUCGGAUCAGAGGAUCGAGUCCGUCACCAUCAACAGCUCUGGGGACUGGAUCGCCUUGGGCUGCUCAGGCCUGGGCCAGCUGCUGGUGUGGGAGUGGCAGAGCGAGUCCUACGUGCUCAAGCAGCAGGGCCACUUCAACAGCAUGGUGUCCCUGGCCUACUCCCCCGACGGGCAGUACAUCGUGACCGGCGGGGACGACGGCAAGGUCAAGGUCUGGAACACUCUCAGCGGUUUCUGCUUCAUCACUUUUACGGAGCACUCGAGCGGGGUCACGGGCGUGACCUUCACCACCACCGGCUACGUCAUUGUGACCUCUUCCAUGGACGGGACCGUGAGAGCAUUUGACCUUCACAGGUACCGGAACUUCCGCACCUUUACGUCCCCACGGCCCAGCCAGUUCUCCUGUGUGGCGGUGGACUCGAGCGGGGAGAUCGUUUCUGCCGGGGCCCAGGACUCCUUUGAGAUCUUCAUCUGGUCCAUGCAGACCGGCAGGCUGCUUGAGGUCUUGUCCGGCCACGAGGGGCCCAUCAGUGGUCUGUGCUUUAAUCCGAUGAAGUCGGUCCUGGCCAGCGCCUCCUGGGACAGGACAGUGCGGCUGUGGGACAUGGUGGACAGCUGGAGGACCACAGAGACGCUGGCGCUGACCUCUGACGCUCUGGCUGUGACCUUUCGUCCCGACGGUGCCGAGCUGGCUGUGGCCACGCUGAACUCGCAGAUCACCUUCUGGGACCCCGAGAAUGCCGUGCAGACAGGCUCCAUCGAGGGCAGGCACGACCUCAAGACGGGCAGGAAGGAGCUGGACAAGGUCACCGCCAAGCACUCGGCCAAGGGGAAGGCCUUUACCACUCUGUGCUACUCCGCCGAUGGUCAGAGUGUCCUGGCUGGAGGAAUGUCCAAGUUCGUGUGCAUCUACCAUGUCAGGGAGCAGAUUCUGAGGAAGAAGUUUGAGAUUUCUUGCAACUUGUCUCUGGAUGCCAUGGAGGAAUUUUUGAACCGAAGGAAAAUGACAGAGUUUGGCAACCUGGCACUAAUUGACCAAGACGCUGGGGAGGAGAAUGGAGUCGCAGUACCUUUGCCAGGAGUCAGGAAAGGUGACAUGAGCUCUCGUCACUUCAAACCUGAAAUCAGGGUGACUUCGCUCCACUUCUCUCCCACUGGACGCUGCUGGGCGGCCACCAGCACCGAGGGCCUCCUCAUCUACUCCCUGGAUGCCCAGCUGCUCUUUGACCCCUUCGAGCUGGACACCAGCGUCACCCCUGGGCGGGUCCGUGCAGCCCUGCGCCAGCGGGACUUUACCAGGGCGCUGCUCAUGGCUUUCCGGCUGAACGAGAGGAAGCUGCUGCAGGAGGCCCUGGAGUCGGUGCCCCCGGACGAGAUCGAAGUUGUCUGCUCUUCCCUCCCUGACGUGUACGUGGACAAAGUGCUUGAGUUUUUGGCUUCGUCCUUUGAAGUGUCUCGCCACCUGGAAUUCUACCUUCUGUGGACUCAGAAACUGCUCAUGCUGCACGGGCAGAAGCUGAAGGCCAGGGUGGGGAAGCUGCUGCCGGCCGUUCAGUUCCUGCAGAAGAGCAUCCAGCAGCACUUGGACGCCGUCUCCAAACUCUGUGACUGGAACCGCUACAACGUGCAGUACGCUCUGGCAAUGUCCAAGCAGCGGGGCGUGAAGCGCCCCUCGGAACCGCCGCAGAGUGAGGAGGAGGAGGAGGGAGACGACGACAGUGACAGUCUGCACCUGCUUGGGGCAGGACACGGGGUCGGGGACGGGGCCGGGGCCGGGGACGGGGCUGGGCUGCUGCUAUAGAGCUGGCUGCGUUGCAGUGCCACUCGUUUCGGUGAAGACCCCAGAGGAGAUGGAACCACGGCUACCUGGGCCAAUCCGGAGAGCUCUGGAACCACUGUCACCGAGGACUUGCUCUUCCUGUAAGGACCAAACGCGGGGGCAGCGCCAUGGACAGCGAGCUGACUGGUCCAGGACAGCACGGGCUUGGCUCGUGGCCAGGACCCCACCGUGUGAAUAAAAUGCUGAGCAUGUGCUUUUGAGAACACCUUUCAGAGAGGCAGAUGGCUUCCUAUUUAUAGACUCAAACUUUGUAUGAAAGUUUUUAUAUUUUUAAUAUAAAGUUUUCAUGAUAAAACUGAAAAA